AUGGCUCUCACACAAGUGGCUAAUUUGAAAGGGGGAGAUGCUAAGGACAGGAACGAGCCGGAGUUUAUUGAACAAGUUGUUGCAAACAUCCACCGUAGAUUAGGUGUACCGUUGAUUAGUAAUACCCUGCCAAGUCUGAUUGGGGUGGAAUGUGAAAUUGAAUUCAUUAGUUCAUGGUUAACAGAUGGAUUAUGUUGUCAUACUGCCGACAUUCUCACUGUUGCAGACAUCAGUGGGAUUGGGAAGACCUCUUUGGUUAGAUUUGUUUUCGGCUUACACUCUAGUAAGUUCCAAAAAAGUUGCUUUAUUGAAGGUAUUGAUGCAAGAUGCAAUGAACGAUUAAACGGACUCCUUAAAUUACAAAAGCAACUUCACGGAGGCAUUUCAAAAAAAAUGAAGAUACGAGUUCAUGAUGUCAACGAGUACAGCUCUAAGAUUCAGGAUGUGCUAGCCUGUAAAAAGGUGUUUAUAGUGCUUGAUGAUAUUGGUAGUAUCAACCAGUUGGAUGCUUUACUUGGAAACAAAGGUUUGCAUCCAGGAAGCAAAGUCAUAGUUACAACCAAGGAUGCAUCUUUAACAGAACGAUGUGCAUUAUUCAACCCCCAAUUUCAACCCAAGCAUACCAAGGUCUCACAUAACAGCUUGUGCAACACUGAUUCGCUAGAGCUUCUAUGCGUUCAGGCAUUCAAGUGUCGUCGUCCUGAACAAGGAUAUGAAGAGGUUUCAAAAACUCUUGUCAAGUAUUGUCACGGACAUCCAUUGGCUAUUGAAGUUUUGGGCAAGUUUCUGCAUAAGCAAGAUUUAGCAUAUUGGCAAGAGUUCAUAGAAGUGCUACAGAAAGAACAUCAUCCUGAUAUCAAAAAGGCAUUGAAGACAAGCUUUGAUGCAUUGCUAUUCCAAAAUGAUAAGGAGUUGUUUAAGCAUAUUGCUUGUUUUUUUGUGGGAGUAGAUAGAGAUUUGAUAGAAACAAUAUUGGUUGCAUGUGGUAUUAAAACAAAAAUCGGGAUCAAGAAUCUCGUUGAGAAAGGCCUCCUCAGUAUUGAAUCGGAUUACAAACUGGUGAUGCAUACAUUGAUUCAAGAGAUCGGAAGAGACUUGGUAUUUCAAGAAUCGCCAAUGAAGCCAUGGAAGCGUAGUCGGCUAUGGUGUUCGGAGGAGUCGUUCAAAGUGCUGAAACAAAAAAAAGGUAAGGAAUGUAUUCUAGGCCUUGCCCUUGACACCAGAAUGCUUGAUAAAAAGAAGUCAUGUGAUGAGUUGAAAACAAAGUCAUUCAGUCAGAUGGAUAAUCUAAUGCUGCUCCAACUCAAUUAUGUGCAACUAAAUGGGUGUUUCAAGAAAUUUCCAGAAGAAUUAAGAUGGUUGUGUAUGCAUGGAUCCCCUUUGAAGUCUAUACCUUUAGACUUCCCAAUGGAUAAUUUGGUUGCCCUAGACAUGUCCUAUAGCCACAUUGAAUCUUUUGACAUGUCUUUUAGUAACCCACAACCACCUGCGAAGAGGCAAAAGGUACAAUGA
Messenger RNA from Erigeron canadensis, 1512 nucleotides. RefSeq names its product disease resistance protein RUN1-like. Gene Ontology annotation, molecular function: ADP binding. The coding region runs from base 1 to 1512 and encodes 503 amino acids. The record is from RefSeq and is a predicted model, not a curated record. Gene Ontology annotation, biological process: defense response. Lineage: Eukaryota; Viridiplantae; Streptophyta; Magnoliopsida; Asterales; Asteraceae. The transcript has 4 exons.